Cyclocybe aegerita is the source of this 1107-nucleotide messenger RNA. NCBI's taxonomy places the organism in Eukaryota, Fungi, Basidiomycota, Agaricomycetes, Agaricales, Hemipholiotaceae. The record is from the annotation of a GenBank genome assembly.
AUGAACAUGGGCAUAGUGGAUGCCGUGCAAAAGGGAAUUCCCCAAGAAUAUAUCGAUAGAUACCUUCGUCCAUUUAUACCUCCCCUCGAUCACGAUAUAUCCAUAGACAACGCACUCAACUCGAGGCGCAACAACGCGGCCGCGUCACCUCCACAAUUCUUGAAAGCCUCCAUCAUGAACUCGUUCGUUGAGCGAUACUCAGCCACCAGUGCGGUUGGUCAGCUCAGAAAGGCGCAGCGUCUAACAGAAGAAGAAGACGAAUUCUCCGAUGCUGCCUGGGGAUCACAAGCUGGUUUGGGGAACAUUAUGAGCGGACCACCCUCAUUUACUGUUCCCAACGUCCCAGAUCCCGCUGCCUUCCUUCGCCUACAUACAGACGACCAUGCUGAUCCAAAUUGCAGAAUCAAGAUUCAGCAUGGUACUACUACUCUCGCGUUCCGAUUCCAGGGUGGUGUGAUCGUUGCGGUCGAUUCUCGAGCCACAGCAGGAAGCUACAUUGCCUCGGGAACGGUGAAGAAGGUCAUUGAAAUCAACCCUUACCUCCUUGGAACGAUGGCUGGUGGUGCUGCCGACUGCCAAUAUUGGGAGACGUACCUCGGAAUGCAUUGCCGACUCCAUGAACUUCGAAACCGUGAACGCAUCUCAGUGUCUGCAGCGAGCAAGUACCUGAGCAAUCUAGUGUACAGCUACAAAGGAAUGGGUCUGAGUAUGGGCACGAUGAUCUGCGGUUGGGACAAGACGGGGCCUGCUGUAUUUUAUGUCGACUCGGACGGCACACGCCUUAAGGGUGACCUAUUCUCUGUUGGUUCUGGAAGCACCUUCGCCUAUGGUGUCCUGGAUCAGGGCUACCGCUGGGACCUUACUGAUGAAGAGGCUCAAGAGCUUGGCAGACGCAGCAUCUACGCUGCCGGCCAUCGCGAUGCCUUCUCCGGGAAUACGUGUAACUUGUAUCACAUCAAGCAAGAUGGCUGGACGUUCAUUGGGAAUUACGAUAUCGCCAAAAUGCACUACGAUGGGCCCGGAGACGUCCCAGGCGCUCCUGGUGGUGGUUAUGGCUACGAUGUCAGGUUGGCUGCUGCCAACUCCACUGAAGUCGCUGCUGCAUAA